UGUUUGUGAAUCUUUGAUUAAAAUUACAUCUACAUCGUGUCUAAGAGCCUCCAUCACACCUUUAUUUAUAACCUUCCCCCGAGUAUUAAAGAUCUUGAAAUUUUACUGUUGACAACAGCUAUUGUGGAACAGCAAUCAUGACUGUGGGUAAGAGUAGCAAAAUGCUGCAGCACAUUGAUUAUAGAAUGAGAUGUAUCCUGCAAGAUGGAAGAAUCUUCAUUGGCACCUUUAAGGCUUUUGACAAGCAUAUGAAUUUGAUCCUCUGUGAUUGUGAUGAGUUCAGGAAGAUCAAGCCAAAGAAUGCAAAACAGCCAGAGCGUGAAGAAAAACGGGUUUUAGGUCUGGUGUUGCUUCGUGGAGAGAACUUGGUUUCCAUGACUGUGGAGGGUCCACCUCCUAAAGAUACUGGCAUUGCUCGUGUGCCACUUGCUGGUGCUGCAGGUGGCCCUGGGGUUGGGAGGGCAGCUGGCAGAGGGGUACCAGCUGGUGUACCUAUUCCCCAAGCUCCUGCUGGAUUAGCAGGCCCUGUCCGAGGAGUUGGAGGUCCAUCCCAGCAGGUCAUGACUCCACAGGGAAGAGGUACUGUAGCAGCCGCUGCUGUUGCUGCUACUGCCAGUAUCGCUGGAGCCCCAACACAGUACCCACCAGGACGGGGAACUCCUCCUCCACCUGUAGGUAGAGCAACCCCACCUCCAGGAAUUAUGGCUCCUCCACCUGGUAUGAGACCACCCAUGGGCCCACCAAUUGGCCUUCCCCCUGCUCGAGGGACACCUAUCGGCAUGCCCCCUCCAGGAAUGAGACCCCCUCCACCAGGAAUUAGAGGCCCACCUCCCCCAGGAAUGCGUCCACCAAGACCCUAAGAUAUGGUUGAUAAAUAUCAGCCCUUCUUUCCCCUGGAAUGCAUCUUGUGAAAUUGUGUAGCCUGCAAGCUUUUUUGACCCCUCUUACUGCAUUAAUUAUAGAUAAUAAAUACAUAGAGUAAUUGAAUUGAGGUUUUUCCUUGUCUGUUGAUUUUUGUUAAAGUCAGUGAAACUGAAUGUUUUUUGGUGGUGGAAUUAUUGUGAAACAUUAUGUUAAUUUUAUAUUAAGUACAUCCAGACAUGCAUUUUACUAAAGGUAGAUUCUUAGGAUAAAAUGGAUGUGAUGUAUUUUCUUGAAUCCUGACAUUUAUUUCAUGCAUUAGUUCAAAACCUUGUAAAUAAGGAAAGUCAAUAUUUAUUUGAUAAGGUUCACAUAGUAUUUUGGUCACUUUAAUAUGUCAUAAUAAAGGUGUGAAAGAUUGUUAA
This is a messenger RNA of Meriones unguiculatus (Mongolian gerbil), 1286 nucleotides long. RefSeq names its product small nuclear ribonucleoprotein polypeptide N (gene Snrpn). NCBI's taxonomy places the organism in Eukaryota, Metazoa, Chordata, Mammalia, Rodentia, Muridae. The transcript has 7 exons. Gene Ontology annotation, cellular component: U2 snRNP; catalytic step 2 spliceosome; U4 snRNP. The record is from RefSeq and is a predicted model, not a curated record. Gene Ontology annotation, molecular function: RNA binding. Gene Ontology annotation, biological process: mRNA splicing, via spliceosome. Bases 138 to 860 code for a protein of 240 amino acids.